Molecule: messenger RNA, 4873 nt
Organism: Mugil cephalus (flathead mullet)
Lineage: Eukaryota; Metazoa; Chordata; Actinopteri; Mugiliformes; Mugilidae
Gene: mc5ra
Product: melanocortin 5a receptor
Exons: 5
Coding region: 188-1246 (352 amino acids)
Biological process (GO): G protein-coupled receptor signaling pathway
Cellular component (GO): membrane
Molecular function (GO): melanocortin receptor activity
Source: RefSeq, a predicted model, not a curated record
CUCUCCCUCUCUCCCUCUCUGUCUCUCUGUUUCUCGCGGCUCAGCAAAUCCACUCUCACGAUGCGUAUAUCCACCGGUCUGAUGUUUCACAGAAGCACCAUCCAGUCCAUCUGAGCCACUGGGGAGGAUUUGAGUCACAGCUCCUGCGAGAGCCUGCUUCAACAAUGAAAUCCGGGCUAUAGCUGCAAUGAUGUGGACCAGAGUCACAGCAGGGAUGAACAGGUCUGAUGAGUCCUCCUAUCAAGAGGAUGUGCUGGUCGGCAACUCCACCUGGGCCUACUCUUACUAUCACGAGAACUACACCCUGGCCCCUUCGUCGCUGCCAGACAAGGCCAGCACCUCCAAACCUGCAGCAUGCGAGCAGCUCCACAUCGCUAUCGAGGUCUUUCUGAUCCUUGGUAUCAUCUCUCUGCUGGAGAACAUCCUGGUUAUCACAGCCAUAGUAAAGAACAAGAACCUACAUUCUCCCAUGUACUUUUUUGUCUGCAGUUUGGCCGUCGCAGACAUGUUGGUGAGCGUAUCCAACGCCUGGGAGACCAUCAUCAUUUACCUCCUCAACAACAGACAGCUGGUGGUGGAGGACCACUUCAUCAGGCAAAUGGACAACGUGUUUGACUCCAUGAUCUGCAUCUCCGUUGUCGCGUCCAUGUGCAGCCUGCUGGCCAUCGCCGUGGACAGGUACGUCACCAUCUUCUAUGCACUGAGGUACCACAACAUCAUGACCAUGAGGAGAGCUGGCUGCAUCAUCGGGGGAAUCUGGACCUUCUGCACCGGCUGCGGGAUCGUCUUCAUCAUCUACUCAGACACCACUCCUGUCAUCAUCUGCCUGGUGUCCAUGUUCUUCGCCAUGCUGCUCAUCAUGGCCUCCCUCUACAGCCACAUGUUCAUGCUGGCCCGCUCGCACGUCAAACGCAUCGCCGCCCUGCCCGGCUACAACUCCAUCCACCAGCGGACCAGCAUGAAGGGCGCCAUCACGCUGACCAUCCUCCUCGGGAUCUUCAUCGUCUGCUGGGCUCCCUUUUUCCUCCACCUGAUCCUGAUGAUUUCCUGCCCGCGGAACCUCUACUGCGUGUGCUUCAUGUCCCACUUCAACAUGUACCUCAUUCUCAUCAUGUGCAACUCAGUGAUCGACCCGCUGAUCUACGCCUUCAGGAGUCAGGAGAUGAGGAAGACCUUUAAGGAGAUCAUCUGUUGUUACAGCCUGAGGAAUGCCUGCACCAACAUCUGUGCUCUGACGGGUAAGUAAUGAGUAAACUGAGACCGAGAGCACCAAUGUCGGGAAGAGUGGGAUGAACUGAUUGAAUCUGACGCUGGAGAGUGCAAAUGGGACUCUCAAAUAAGGACUGUACAGCCAAAACCCAUUUUGUGUUCUUUUCAGCAACUAUUUAAAAGUAUGAGCUGGAAAGGGGACUGAAACAUAAAACCUCCUAAUGUAUCCGCCAUGUACAUGAAGAAGGUAGGUUAUUAUGUGUAUUGUAUAAAAAAAAUCCAGCUUGAACCAUCUGAAAUUCAGUUGAAAGUGCAUCACAGAAAAACUGUUUGUGGCCUUCCUUUCAUUCUUGUUUCUUUUAUGCUUCUUUCCUUGGCCCGUCUGCUUUUUUAAUCAGCCAGGUUAUUAUUCUUUUUUCGCCCAGUUUCCUUUACAAUACUCCCAUUAGUAAACUGUAAAGGUUGCAAGAGAGCUUAGGCUCUGCCUCUGCUGUUAAUUAACGUGUGACGGCUACCGAAGCACUGCUUAGCACUGCAUAUAGGAAAUGAACAAUUCUGAACAAAGUCAGUCCGCAGCAGAGGCCACGUUUAGAUUCGGAACUUGCUUCUGCUUUUUUUCUGACGACAUUUAUGGGGGAGCUCCUGCAAGUGCAUGCAUCAAAGUCUGUGUCCAAACACUGUGGAGUGUAGGCUGCUACACAGAAUGUGUAAAAAGGAAAAAAGUAAUUUUAUGUAAAUACUAUUCACUGAAACAAGGGGUUUGAAGACAAAGCAUGCAGAACUAUUAUUUACAAUGGAUCUGUGGUUCUUUCCCCUUAUCUGUCUUUGGCUUGGUAUGAAUUCAAACGUUUUGUUCAUUUGAGUCAUUCUUUCAGUGAACGUCGUUGUAGCAGUGACCAAAUAAUGAGAUAAGAUGAGGCAGUCUCAGCAUAAUAUCAACAUUUAAAACCUCAAAACAUCAGCUAUAACACUAAAUAUAGUUAGGGUAUUAUAUUUGUUCGUUAUAUUUGUUAUUUGUUGUUUUUUUUUCUGAAUCUGAAGAUACACUGGAAAAAUAUCCUCAUGUGAUGUCACUUGAGUCAGAGUCUGUCGGGUUUAAAAAGUUCAAAAAAAUAAUAAAAAUAAAUAAAUAAUGGACCUCUUUAUCCAGCUCCUCAUCAUGACUUGAUUCCAGUUUACAUAAGCAAACUAAAAAAACCUUAACUCACCAGAAUAAUGGUUGAGCUCUACUGUAAGUCAUGCUUUCAGAAGGAUCUGUGACCCCUUACCUCCUUGAUUUCUCAACAUAUUACAUCAUUUGAUGUUAUGAAUAACGUUUUUACGAAAAUUCAAGACCUUUUUUCGUGUCAGCCCAGGACUUCCCCCCUACAGGAGUUCCCUCAAUGUUUGUAGAUUGAUACAUAUGGUAGAAACACUGGAGACAUGUAAAGUGAAAACUUUCGGAUAUUCAGAUAUGUACAGAGUGCAAUAGAUUACUUUAUAACGUGUAUUUCUAGGGUUUAUAACUUCGUAAUCCUCUGUAGAUUGUAUUCUAUUGUGCCAUGUUACCUUUAUGGAACAUUCACCCAUCAAAGAAGAUGUACGGAUUAAUUAUUUUGUAAAAAAAAAUCUGUGACUUAAAGGAGCAAUGCAUGUUCACUUUUCUAUUCUAAUCAUAACCGUGGCCUUCGACUAACAUUUGAGUCUUUGUGCCUGAACCAAAACAAAGCUUUAACAGUCGUAGUGGCAGAUAACAAUAUGAAUCAAGAACAGUAACUUGCAAGUAAUGCUUCUGAGAGACACAAGCUAAUUGUGUAAAGCGAAAGGUCACAGGCUUAUGCCCCAAUCUACAUCCAUGGACUAGAGAAGUGGCAGAUAUUAUUAUUCACGUGUUACGCUUUGAGUCAGUUAUCAGUUAUCAUGAUUUUGAUCAUAUAGCCUUAAAAAGAAUGAAUGCUGAAAAAAAAAAUGGCUGCACUAAGCUGAACAAGCAGUAUAUACACGUAACCCUAAGACUUUUUAAGCACUGUGGGUAAAGAGCAUCUGUGCUCUUUCUGUGAAUAAAGAAAAACUAAACUGAAUGUGUUAAUAUGAUUUUCCGAUGAUCCAGUGCUGAGGAAAGCUUAGAUGUUCCUCAUCCGCAUCCACAAGCAGCUACUUGGAUUGAUCAAGUUUUCUGAUGCUGAUUCUGAUACACGACGACGAUGAUGAUAAGGAUGGUUAUGAUAAGGUGGAGAUAAAAUUAUCCCCAACACACCACGAAGGCCCCAAAUGGGAUGAUGGUGCAAGGACAAUACAAGAACAUGUCCCAGUUGCUGCUGGAUUUGUGGGACUCCCUCCUCCUCCUCCUCCUGUCAUAGACUGAGACAUACGUGCAAGUUUCAGGAACCAGUCUUUGGAAUGCUCUGUAAAAUAUAUUUUGGAAUGUAAAAUACUAAUGCUGCUCAGUUCACCACCACUGCAGUGACAAACAAUCAGAAAGCCUGCAUCUAUGAUUUUAAUGAUCCACGGUUCACAUUUGCGUUCAUUCUCCUGUUAUACCUAAGAGCGGGACUGUUCCAGCCCUUAGGUGAUUAUGUGUUUACACCUCAAGCAACCUAUUGCACAUUAUGUCCGUGGGUGCAGACAGACUGGAGAAAAAGAAAUGAGUGCUAGCUGAACCUUUGAAUGACACUAGAUAUCAACAGCCAAUUUUCUGCCCACUGCUUUACACCCCGCCGCCGCAUUAGUUAUACAGUUAACGAGGAGUCUCGCGCCAGCGCUCAGCAGCGCAGGGGUUUAUCUCCUCCUCUCCUCCGCAACCCUUCCCCCGAUGAACUCUUCACACUGCGCCCUUUUCCAUGGUUACACUUGAAAUGUAAAAAUGAAUGUACAAAUAGCUUUGCAGUGCUCGCUGUAAGUGUGUGUUGGUGGUUCCUACCUCCCCGGCUAGAGUGUUAUGCAUCAUUGCUGUGAGGUAAACGCUAGAAAUGAGGUCUAGAGAUACGUAUUAAUAUUUAUUGCAACAAAAAAAAAAAAAGUAAAUUGUACCUAUUGUGCGGGUUUUUUUAUGUGUCUGCAGGAUGAUUUCUUCAAACACGAAGAAAACUGGGGUGUUUUUCUGUGUUCUCUGUUCAGUGAUGUAACUGCCUCCCUGUUGCUUUGUUUAAUGCUCACUGUAAGUCCUUCGCAAUUGUGAGAUCAAAAGCAAGAGCAUAUUAAUAUAGAAAUAAAAACGUGCACCGCAAAGGAAAAGUGCUUUACUUAAGACCCCUUGAAGCACAUUGUAUGUGGAGUCUUUUCCCUAUAGGUUUAUUUAAUGGAAAGAAAAUAGCAAAGAAACAUGAGCUUUGCUCCCUGUGAAUCCACCUCUAUCUGUACAAUUAAGGGAAAAUGGUUCCCUGUCAUUGUUGAUGGUAAAGUGCUCAUUCUUUGGUUCCCACAGAAACGGCAGCAAAAACACGGCGUGCGAUAAGACACGCGGUCGGAGGUUAAACACAUGUUUGAGCGCAAACUGCGUGGCUGAAAGUCCCACGAACACGCACGCAGCGGCGACGUAUAAGCAGCCGUGGGAUCACGUUUCAUCUGGUCAUGUGGUGCCAUGAAGAAGUUUAGUCUCAGUUGAAAGGACUGCUGUUUGUGUGGAGUGCUCUGAAUGAAAUAUUUUAUUUCCUUGUGUCUGAAUAAAAGCAAAAGAUAAAACCGC